Spodoptera littoralis (African cotton leafworm) is the source of this 1074-nucleotide messenger RNA. The record is from the annotation of a GenBank genome assembly. Lineage: Eukaryota; Metazoa; Arthropoda; Insecta; Lepidoptera; Noctuidae.
AUGGAAUGUUAUACAUCGGAUAGCUGUGACAGUGACACCAGGGAGCAGAAAACCCUUGAUUUGUCGAGUCAAAUGUUGGAAUCACUCAGCCUAUCGUCGGAACUAAAAGGCAUUGUUGACGAGAAGGAUUGCGCAGAAAAUUACGAGAUAAUUCUCCUCUACAACAACAGGAUAAAGGCACUGCCUGAUACGUUAAACAGGUUUAGCAACUUGAAGAUAUUGGAUGUAAGCAACAACAGACUGACUGUGCUCCCGGAUAUAUUCAAACAUUGUCAGCUAACGUCGCUGAUAGCAAAACAUAAUCAACUCACCAAUGAAUCGCUUCCGAAGUCGUUCUUUAGUAAUAAGAGCUCGCUGCGAGAACUCAAUUUAAGUGGAAACCAAUUGAACUUCUUUCCAGAGCAAGUUUUAGAUAUAGCAUCUCUUAGAUACCUUUACUUAGGUGGUAACAACAUAGUCAACAUACCAAAGGACAUAUGGAAACUUAACAGUUUGCAGAUUCUAUCUUUAGGAGGUAAUCAAAUUAUCGAAGUUCCGGAAUCGGUUGGGCAUCUGACGGGGCUCCAAGCUCUGGUUUUGAGCGACAAUCUAAUUGAGCAACUGCCAGCGAGCAUAGCUAGAUUGAAUCAACUACGUUCCUUAUUAAUCCACAAGAAUAGAUUGAAGACAUUGCCCACGCAGAUAAUAAAACUAAAAUGUUUGACGGAGUUGAGUCUUCGCGACAACCCUCUAGUAGUGAGGUUUGUCAGAGACAUGACGUUGCAACCUCCUUCUUUAUUGGAACUGGCUGGUCGCACCAUCAAACUACAUGAGAUACCGAUACGACAAGGCGAAGUACCUUUAACGUUGAUGAGGUAUCUUGGAGCAGCUCAAUGUUGUGUUAAUCCCAAAUGUAAAGGUGUUUUCUUUGACAAUCGUGUGGAGCACAUCAAGUUUGUCGACUUCUGUGGCAAAUACCGCAUUCCACUUCUGCAAUAUCUAUGUAGCUCUAAGUGCAUCACUGGAAGUUGGGAGAGUCGCGAGGCAGAUAGCAAUCCUCAUCCUCACAUGAUGAGGAAAGUUCUCCUGGGCUGA